UAGUAAAGAGAAAGAAAGGACAAUUAGAGCAGAUUUUUUUGUAUUUAUUACUGCUACCAUUUUGGUUAAUUUUUUGAAAAAAAUAAGCUGCCUCUGGUUUUGUUCUGGUGUGGAGUGACCUUGAAGAUUUGGCCUUUGAGUUUUAAUUGAAGAAGGCACCUCAUAAUGGCUAAUCAAGUAUCGAAUGGAAGCAACCAUGUGUCCACCAAGCCACCUCCCGAGCCUUCGCCUUUGAGAAAAGCCAAAUUUUUCCAGGCAAACAUGAGAAUUUUGGUUACGGGUGGAGCUGGAUUCAUUGGCUCUCACUUGGUCGACAAGCUGAUGCAGAAUGAGAAAAACGAAGUAAUUGUUGUGGACAACUACUUCACUGGAUCGAAGGACAACCUAAAACAAUGGAUUGGCCAUCCGCGAUUUGAGCUUAUUCGACAUGAUGUCACGGAGCCUUUACUAGUUGAAGUUGAUCAGAUUUACCAUCUCGCCUGCCCAGCUUCCCCGAUUUUCUACAAAUACAACCCUGUCAAGACGAUAAAGACUAAUGUGAUUGGAACACUAAACAUGCUGGGGCUGGCCAAGCGUGUGGGAGCAAGAAUUUUAUUGACCUCAACAUCAGAGGUUUAUGGCGAUCCCUUGGUGCACCCUCAGACCGAAGACUAUUGGGGCAACGUGAACCCUAUAGGUGUUAGAAGUUGUUAUGAUGAGGGGAAAAGAGUAGCAGAAACUCUGAUGUUUGAUUAUCACAGACAGCAUGGGAUUGAGAUAAGGAUUGCAAGGAUCUUCAACACUUACGGACCCCGAAUGAACAUUGAUGAUGGCCGCGUUGUGAGCAAUUUCAUAGCUCAAGCAAUACGUGAUGAACCUUUGACAGUUCAGUUACCAGGAACUCAGACAAGAAGCUUUUGUUAUGUUUCUGAUAUGGUCGAUGGUCUUAUCAGACUGAUGGAAGGAAACAACACCGGGCCAAUCAACAUCGGCAAUCCAGGUGAAUUCACAAUGACUGAGCUCGCGGAGACAGUGAAGGAGAUGAUCAAUCCAAACGUGAAGAUCAUAACCGUUGACAACACUCCAGAUGAUCCUCGCCAGAGGAAGCCUAACAUCACGAAGGCCAAUGAGCUGUUGGGCUGGGAGCCGAAGAUCAAGUUGCGCGAUGGUAUCCCUCUUAUGGAAGAAGAUUUCCGCAAGAGGCUUGAAAUUCCGAGGAAGAAGUGAUGAAUGGAAAACCCUGUGAGAGACGUUUAUAUACGGCUUCCAUGCCUCCGUUUUCAGUUGAAUCUCUGUUUUGUUUGAUUUGGUUUGCUCAAAAUGUUGAUUUUUUGAGGUGCUUAGCUAUUGAUACUCUUUACUGCUACAAAUAACAUAAUGUGACAUCACAUAUUGUUGCAUCAAAACAUUUUCAAUGAAAUAUUUUCUGUUCAA
Molecule: messenger RNA, 1413 nt
Organism: Salvia hispanica
Lineage: Eukaryota; Viridiplantae; Streptophyta; Magnoliopsida; Lamiales; Lamiaceae
Product: UDP-glucuronic acid decarboxylase 6
Biological process (GO): D-xylose metabolic process
Cellular component (GO): cytoplasm
Molecular function (GO): NAD+ binding; UDP-glucuronate decarboxylase activity
Source: RefSeq, a predicted model, not a curated record